GUAAUUGAGAAUAUAGAAUCCCAGAGUACCUUCAGAAGAUCGGCGUCCGAUUUUGAGUGGCCAAAAAUGGAAGCAAUUCAUGAGAUAGGAAAUUCGCCACCGCCUUUUCUGUGCAAGACGUAUGAGAUGGUGGACGAUUUGUCGACCGAUUCAGUGGUGUCUUGGAGUAAGAGUAAUAACAGCUUCGUCGUCUGGAACGUGCUGGAGUUUUCGAGAGAUAUUUUGCCCAAGUAUUUUAAGCACAAUAAUUUCUCCAGCUUUGUUAGGCAGUUGAAUACUUAUGUUCAAAGCAAUAAAUCGAUGAUGGGACGAUGGGAGAUGGGAGUCUCUUUUAAUCACGAUGAGGGAAUAAUUUUCUUGUGUAUUGCAGUUUAUACAGGUUACAGGAAGGUUGAUCCAGACUGCUGGGAAUUUGCAAAUGAGGGAUUCCUUAGAGGCCACAAACACCUGUUGAAGACCAUAAGUAGGCGAAAACCAUCUCAAAUGCAGGUCCAUCAGGACACCGCCUCCCAAGUGCAAAGUGUAUCUGUUGAAUCUUGUGUUGAAGUUGGGAAGUUUGGAAUAGAAGAAGAGGUUGAAAGGCUUAAAAGAGAUAAAAGUAUUCAUAUGGAGGAGCUAGUCAAGUUGAAACAGCAGCAGCAGGCAACAGACCACUGCUUAGAGAAUGUUGGGCAGCGUCUUCAUUUAAUGGAGCAAAGAGAACAGCAAACCAUGUCAUUCCUUGCUAAGGCCUUGCAGAGCCCUGGCUUUAUAGCCGAGCUUAUUCAUCAACACAAUGAAGGUAACAGGCGCAUUCAUGGGAUGAAAAAGAAGAGGAGAUUUCCCAACCAGGAAGAAGAAAUUUAUGCAGGCAAGCCUGUCAGUACUUUGCAUGACAGGCAGAUAGUCCGUUACCAGCCUUUAAUGAAUGAGGCAGCAAAAGCAUUGCUGCAGAAGAUCCUGAAAACUAAUGCAUCUGGUUGGCUGGAAACCAAAGUUAAGAAUACAAAUGGUUUUUUGACUAGUCAUGGCCAUGCUUUCGAAAAUACAUUAGACAGUGCUGGUAUAUGCAGUCAUAUUUCUGGGGUUACCCUUCCACAACUGCCAACUUCUUCACAAUCUCAUCUGACGUCGGAUUCAGGAUUUCCAUUCAACUCUAAUUUAUCUGCCAUUCCUGAGAUCCAAUAUUCCCCUGGUCUGAUUCCUGGGGAAGCCAAAGUCCCUCACUUUCCUGGUUUAAAUGCACUUAACUUUCAGAUAGACCAUGUUCUGCCUGAAGUUUCAGAAGGACAUGGGAUAAAUAUACUGGACAAUUUUGGAAUAACUGACCUUAAGCGGUCGGGAACUGGGGAUUUGCCAGACAUUGACAGAAUGCAAGGCAUUGUGGAUGGUGUAACAUCAGUUGUCCCUGAUAGAUUUUCCACAGAUACUGAUAUUGAUGUCUUUUUUGACGAGAUGCCUAAGCUUCCAGGCAUUAAUGACAUUUUCUGGGAUCACAUUCUUUCUACAAGCCCUCUCACUGGGGAUAAGCAUGAGAUUGGUUCUCUAGCAUUAGAAGAUGGUUUAGCGAAGGAAGAGGAUGUUCCAGGAAUUCAAGAGAGUGCUUUCGAUAAAAAGAAGCAUAUGAGUUAUCUUACUUAACAGAUGGGGCUCCUUGCAUCAGGUUCUCAGUGGAUGAAAUCGAGAAUUUUAUUUGAAUCCCGAAAACAUCAAAGAUAUGGCUUUUUAAGACCAAUGUUUUCCAAUUCUGGCAUAUGCCAAUAUUUUUUGCAUAACUCAACAAAGAGGAAUUUUCACUUCCGUUUUUAUCUCCUCAUUCUGCAUUAUAUGGAUGUCUGACUGACUCGAGGUGAGUCGGCUUUCAGUAUUUCUCCAAUUCCUUACAGGGCCUUCAAUUCUUCGGUUUAGUCUUACCCCGUAUGUUUUAAUCUUUGUAAUAUUGUAAUUUUGCUUUUUGCACAACUGCUAAAACCAGUGGUAAGCUUGAAGAGAGUGAGGGCUUAAGUUGUUCAUCGUGUUUGUAUGGUUUUGGCAGGUUGAUGUUCUGUACUGGUAGAAUAGAAAUUGGAGCGGUACCUUUUGUUGCUACAAAUUUUCUUUUAUCUGUUAAGAAAAAAAAAACCUGCUCUGCCUAAAGUAUUUUCUGUUCCAGUUCAAUCCCUAUUGUAGCCACCAACUACAAAUUGUUAUCUCUGUUUUUUCAUUUCUGCUAUUUCAUUCUCAUAUUUAUUUCUUUAUAUUUUUUAUUUCUACAUCUGAGAAUCUGUUUGUUUUUCAGUGUUAAAUUUUUUGAGUUAGAGAGAAGAAGAUUUAGCAAAUUACUGCUUACUUAUUGGUUGUAUUUGAUGGAAAUACUUUGCCAUGUGUUAAUACUUUGUAGAAAAUGUAUCUGGUUAUCCACUAGUCUGAAAUAGAAGUGAGAGUGGAGCUAAUAGGUGUCUAAUAUUUGUAUGGAAAGCUGAGGGAGAUAAGGUGAUGCCAAAACCAGUUAUGGCCUAAGGGUGUUACUUUAUAAUAGAAGAAUAGAAAAGAAAAAAAAAGGAAUUCUAAGCUAUGUAUUCUUGUAACUGAUUAUUGGUUAUUGGUUAUUGUUGAAGUAGGAGAAAACUCUAUGUCUUUCAUGAUCUCUUUUCUUCCUUCAAAUUGUAUUCUUUAAGUAAUGGUCAGAACAUGUAGUUUUGAGA
Messenger RNA from Nicotiana tabacum (common tobacco), 2663 nucleotides. Its product is annotated as heat stress transcription factor A-1. The record is from RefSeq and is a predicted model, not a curated record. Gene Ontology annotation, cellular component: nucleus. Lineage: Eukaryota; Viridiplantae; Streptophyta; Magnoliopsida; Solanales; Solanaceae. Gene Ontology annotation, biological process: regulation of transcription by RNA polymerase II; cellular response to heat. Gene Ontology annotation, molecular function: DNA-binding transcription factor activity; RNA polymerase II cis-regulatory region sequence-specific DNA binding.